This is a messenger RNA of Penicillium bovifimosum, 687 nucleotides long. RefSeq lists its product as uncharacterized. The coding region runs from base 1 to 687 and encodes 228 amino acids. The transcript is spliced from 2 exons. NCBI's taxonomy places the organism in Eukaryota, Fungi, Ascomycota, Eurotiomycetes, Eurotiales, Aspergillaceae. The record is from RefSeq and is a predicted model, not a curated record.
AUGUAUUCCUGCCUACGCGACACCUCCCCUCGCACAUCCUCUUCCAAGCUCUUCGUCGCGGUGUUUCCCGUCCUCGACGCCGCUGUCCGGGCCCGCCACGCCUCGCGCUUCUUCCCCUCCGCCUGCAGCCACUCCCACCGCGACAUUCGCCCCUUUGACCCUUUGACGGACUCUCAAUGGGCUCUGGUGCGUAAUUCACAGACUACACUCCAAGAAACCAGCAUGGAAACGUGCAUUCGCUGCGACGAGCGUUGGUUCAAUCUGAAGUGCGGCAAAAAGGGCUCCUUCCGCGGGGUUUGUCGUAAGUGUCGCACCAAGGAUAAACAGGAGGAUCGGAAGGAGAAUCCGUCCGAGCGGACCUACUUUUACAGUCAGCGCAACAAUAUGCGCUCUGACGAUGUCCCAUCGCACCUCCCCGUCCUUACCCAGGUGGAAGAGAUGCUUAUCUCUCGCGUUCACACCAUCAUUGAAGUCCGCCAGGUCCGUGGCCAGAAGUAUUUCUACCGCGGUCACGUGGCGUAUUUCCUGGUCGAUAUACCGAGAGUCUACGACCGCCUCCCGCUACUCCCUUGCGAGCUCGAGCUUGGAGGCGGCUUCUUCCCCCCUAGACGCCGAUGCGUGAGGCUUGAGCGUUGCCAUUGGGGACGGCAGUUCUAUGCCUAUUCCCUAGAUACAUUGGCCAUCUGA